CGCUGGUCAAACUCGUGCGUCUUACGUCCCGUGAAUCCAUGACGUGCUGCAUCACGCGAGUAACAACGGUUGACUGUACGCUAGAGCAGUUGCAAACUUGAAACUUUUUGAAAGAUUUUUAAAGAUGAAUAGAGGUUUUAAAACUUUAAAGACCCGAUGAGUUUGGCACUUGAUUUGGAGGAAGAUAUUGGGGAGUCUUCACACGAAGGUUUUGUGGAAUUGGAGGAGUUUUAUGGGAAGGACAACGAAUGUGUUUGGAAAGAAACCGCAAGAUGGAUCAAGUUCGAAGAAGAUGUUGAAGAAAAUGCAAAUCGAUGGGGUAAACCUCACGUACCGUGUUUGAAUUUCUCGAGUGUUCGAGAUGUGAGAAGAACACUUGAAAACGGAGCAAUUCUUCUGGAUUUAGAUGAAAAUAAUUUACAGAACAUUGCGAUUACAGUGGCUGAACAGCUCAUCGCUCUGGGCUCUUUGCUUCCUGAAGAGAAGGAUGUUUUCAUUUCUGUUCUUCUAACACCUCAUCUACAUAAUUUACAAAAGAAACAUGGGGGCUCAACAAGCGGUCGUCGUUUUUCUCGUGUUGUUCCUACGUCCACUAAUAGCAAAACUAGCACGAAAUACAAUAAGGGAUUACCGAUAAUUGUGGAAGACAAAUCGGACGAAACAUCGGGGGAAGGAACGUCCUCCCAACCAAAAGAUAAGCCUCAGUACUCCUUUCUAGCUGAGCCAGUUGCGCUACCUAACACGGUGUCAACAAUACAGAGGCAUAUCCCCAAGAAUGCUGAAGCCACUACUGUUCUUGUGGGAACCCAUGAGGAUCUCACAAGACCUUCAGGGGCUUUUGUUCGACUUCUACACGGCUGUAACCUGCAGAACUUAGCAGAAGUGAAGAUACCUGUGAGGUUUUUGUUCAUCCUCCUGGGACCAGAAGAUGAGGUGAUAAAUUAUCAUGAGGUUGGCYGGAGUAUGGCGACGUUUAUGUCUGAGAAACUCUUUCUUGAUUCGGCAUACUCGGCCAAGAAUGUUAACGACCUCCUUCAGUCAAUAGACAGCUUCUUGAGCGACAGUAUACUAAUCCCCCCAGGGGAAUAUGACCGCAACGUUCUGAGCCACACCAUUCCUAUCCUGGCUGACCAAGCUAAAGAGAUCGCUCUUCGUAGACGAGAAACAACGAUCAAAAUAGAGAAGGUAAAAGGGCCUAGUGAAAAAGUGAAAGACGAAGCAGAGGCUCCAGAAGUGGAAGAUGCGCUUGAAAGAACAGGGAGAUUCUGUGGUGGUUUGCUUCGAGAUAUCAAGAGGCGGUUCUCGAUGUACAAGAGUGACAUCUUGGAUUCCCUUAACAUGCGCUGUGCAAUGGCUACCAUCUUCGUCUAUCUUGCUUGUCUGGCUCCAGCAGUUUCGUUUGGUGGGCUGCUGUACGAAAACACCGAUCAUUGGAUGGGAGUUUCCGAAAUGAUCUUCGCAACUGCUCUAUGUGGUAUCAUCUUUUCACUCUUUGCAGGACAGCCUCUAAUUAUUAUUGGCGCAACAGGACCAUUAUUAGUGUUCGAGAAGAAUACCUUCGACCUGUGCAACAAUUUUCACCUGGAAUAUCUCCCUUGGAGAGCGUGGGUUGGUCUGUGGGUCAUGGUGAUCUGCUUUGGCAUCAUUGCUUUUGAAGGGUGCUUUUUGAUUCGCUACUUUACUCGCUUCACAGAAGAAAUCUUCGCGAUCUUGAUUUCCCUCAUCUUUAUUUACGAUGGCCUCUCCUAUGUGUGGAAACUCUAUCACUACGAGAACCUGAAGCGUAGCCAUGACGACGAGAGCCACAGCUCAGAGGAUUAUCUCAACACAGCUCUCUUCACGACAAUUCUUUUGUUUGGGACCUUCUUUAUCGCCCACAGCUUGCGACAGUUGAGACACAGCCAUUUCUUCGGCAACGUUGCGCGUAGGAUUGUGAGUGACUUUGGUGUUCUUAUUGCCAUCGUUGCCAUGGUGAUAUUGGAAUUGAUCGCGGGUAGCAUAUCGACGCAUAAGCUGGAAGUACCUGAAGGUGUACUGACCUUGACGUCUCCUAAGAGGACUGGCUGGCUUGUGAAUCCCAUGGGUAUUGAGAGUACUACAUCUGCUAGUAGCAUCAUGGCGGCUUUGAUUCCAGCAAUCCUCGUCAGUAUCCUACUCUUCAUGGAGGUCGAGUUCUGCAAUGUCAUCUUGGAUAAAAAAGACAACAAGCUCAAGAAAGGACCAGGGUAUAACCUUGAUCUGUUCAUCGUUGGUCUUCUCGUCGGUCUGUGUUCCAUUCUUGGUCUUCCUUGGAUGUGCGCAACUCCUGUUCACACGGUGUCACACUUCCAUGCCCUGUCUGUCUUGAGCACCAACAACCCUCCAGGCGAGCACCCCCAUCUUAUCGAAGUCAAGGAACAGAGAGUCACCAAUGUCCUCAUCCAUCUUCUGAUUGGCGUCUCAGUUGUUCUUGCUCCAGUUCUUCGCCUUAUACCUGUCGCUGUCCUCUUUGGUGUCUUCAUCUUCCUUGGGGUGUCAUCCUUGUCACAUCUUCAACUUGUUGAGCGUGCCAAGCUACUCAUCAUCUCACCAAGCCACCACCCUGACUUGAACUACGUGCGUAAUGUAUCGACUGCCAAGAUGCAUUUCUUCACCAUUGUGCAGAUCAUCUGUGUGGUGGUACUCUUCGCUACGAAGCUCUCGCCUGCAGCACCUGGAUUCCCCUUCUUCAUCAUCUGUUUGAUUCCGCUAAGGAAACUUCUUGAACGAUUCUAUGAAGCGAGCGAGUUAGAAGAACUAGAUAAUGAAGUAGACGAGGUCUAUGACAGCGACCUAGAUGACUUUGAAUCCAUUCAUUUACCUAUGUAACUUAUGAAAGUGAACUGAAAAGGCUUUAUUUUCCAAGUCAUUGAUUUUAUCAGUAACGCCAAGUGACAUUA
Messenger RNA from Actinia tenebrosa (Australian red waratah sea anemone), 2918 nucleotides. Its product is annotated as anion exchange protein 3-like. Gene Ontology annotation, cellular component: plasma membrane. The record is from RefSeq and is a predicted model, not a curated record. Gene Ontology annotation, biological process: transmembrane transport; monoatomic ion homeostasis; monoatomic anion transport. NCBI's taxonomy places the organism in Eukaryota, Metazoa, Cnidaria, Anthozoa, Actiniaria, Actiniidae. Gene Ontology annotation, molecular function: monoatomic anion transmembrane transporter activity; solute:inorganic anion antiporter activity.